Molecule: messenger RNA, 2035 nt
Organism: Larimichthys crocea (large yellow croaker)
Lineage: Eukaryota; Metazoa; Chordata; Actinopteri; Sciaenidae
Product: alpha-internexin
Exons: 5
Coding region: 1-1374 (457 amino acids)
Biological process (GO): intermediate filament organization
Cellular component (GO): intermediate filament; postsynaptic intermediate filament cytoskeleton; cytoplasm
Molecular function (GO): structural constituent of postsynaptic intermediate filament cytoskeleton
Source: RefSeq, a predicted model, not a curated record
AUGAACCACGGAGACCGUUACACCUCCUCAUCCUACAGGAAGAUUUUCGGGGACUCCCCCAGGUUUUCCGCCUCCUCUUCCCGCAUGAGCAGUGCCUCCACUCGGGGCUCUCCGGGGCUCCGGUCCAUGGCUGCGUCCCGCAACAGCGCGCCCUCCCUGAACGCGUACAGGCGGGUCGGUCGGUCCUCUGCCUCUUUCUCUCUGGUGCCCACCGACUCCCUGGACUUGACCCAGACCUCCGUGGUCAACAGUGAAUUCAAAGUCAUUAGGACUAACGAGAAGGAGCAGCUGCAGGGUCUGAAUGAUCGAUUCGCCAUGUUCAUUGAUAAAGUCCGGCACCUGGAGCAGCAGAAUAAAGUGUUGGAGAUGGAGCUGGUGACACUGCGGCAGAAGCAAAGCGAGCCAUCCCGCAUCGCUCAUCUCUACCAGCAGGAGAUGAGGGAUCUCCGGUUGCAGGUGGAGGAGCUGAGCAGGGACAAGAACCGCAUCUUGAUCGAGAGGAACAACAUGGAGGACGAGCUGCAGAAGCUCAAUGUGAAGUAUGAUGAGGAGAUGAGGGCACGGGAAGAAGCUGAGCAGACCUUGAGGUCCUUCAGGAAGGAUGUGGAUGAUGCCUCAGCCGUUCGCCUGGACCUGGAGCGCCGUGUGGAGUCCCUGAUGGACGAAUGUUCCUUCCUUAGAAAAGUACAUGAUGAGGAAAUUCAGGAGCUGAGCAGCAUGAUGGAGGCGCAGCAGGUCUCCGUGGAGCUCGAGCUCGCCAAGCCAGAUCUCACCUCGGCUCUGAAAGAGAUCCGCAACCAGUAUGAGAAUAUCGCUUCCAGAAACCUGCAGUCAGCUGAGGAGUGGUACAAGGGCAAGUUUGCCAGCCUCAGCGAGCAGGCGACCAGGAGCAAUGAGGCAAUGAGGGUCAGCAGGGAAGAGAUCAGUGAUUUCAGGAGGCAGCUGCAGUCCAAGACCAUUGAGAUAGAAUCUCUGAGGGGUGCCAAUGAAUCUCUGGAGAGGCAGAUCACAGAGAUGGAGGAUGCACACAGCGUUGAAGUCACAGCCAUGCAGGACACUAUUGGCCACCUGGAUACUGAGCUGAGGAACCUGAAGGGUGAGAUGGCCCAGCACCUGAGAGAGUAUCAGGACCUGCUCAACGUCAAGAUGGCCCUGGACAUAGAGAUAGCUGCCUACAGGAAACUGCUGGAGGGGGAAGAGACUCACUUUAACUCAGGGAUGUCGUUUGGUGCUGCCAGCUACAGCUACCAGCCUCGAGUCUCAGCCAGCUCCUCCUCCAAGAGCAGCCACAGGGAGAAAGAAGGGGCCACGAAGGAAAGCUUCAAGGAGAGCAGUGAGGAUAAAGAUGAGGCAGACAUCAACUCCAACAACUGAAGAAAUACAGACAGGGAAAUCUAGAGAGGAAAGAAAUAUACUGUGUUUGUGCAGAGUUUAUAGUCAUACACUGUAUUCACCAGAGACAAUACUAAGACCAAUGUGUUGGAAUUAGAUGUUUCCUGUGGUGUAAGUCAGAUUAUUUAGUUAUAAGUUAAUUAAUCAUGAAUCAUUGAACAAAGGAAACUAGCCUGAAAAUCUAGACCAUGUUGCAAAUAUUGUACCACAGUAAAUAUGUGACCAAGUAUUGAAUGCUCCCAGGAUGAAUUUCCAUUAUGCUGCUGUGUGUCAGGAGAGAAACUGCUUGGAUAGAAGCUACAUUUCUAAAGGUCGGCAUAGUUCAACUUAUAUGUUGUUGCAGUAUGUCAGUGAACUUGGAAAUGAAUGUCAGGUCAGUUUAAAGCAUUUUAGACACAUAGGGUGAUGGAGGACAAAACUGCAUUUUGUUUCAUGAUGUAAUAAGAGUUUUCUGCCUUGCUAACAAAGACAGACACAGCACUUCAAAUACUACAAUAGAAGAAAAAUAGCCACCAUUGUGUAUUUUCAUGUACACAAUGAUUUAGCAGUGCAUCAAAUAGUACAUGUAAUGUUGACCUAGCUCUAGUGUCUUUGUAUACAGCUACUGAAAAGCAUUUGUUUUAAUUGCACCAAAUAAAAUAUG